Messenger RNA from Oreochromis niloticus (Nile tilapia), 5800 nucleotides. RefSeq names its product reticulon 3 (gene rtn3). The record is from RefSeq and is a predicted model, not a curated record. Gene Ontology annotation, biological process: endoplasmic reticulum tubular network formation; brain development; neuron differentiation. Lineage: Eukaryota; Metazoa; Chordata; Actinopteri; Cichliformes; Cichlidae. The coding region runs from base 247 to 3369 and encodes 1040 amino acids. Gene Ontology annotation, cellular component: postsynaptic density; endoplasmic reticulum membrane; neuron projection. The transcript has 9 exons.
CCGUGAACGUCUCAUACGCAGACACAUUUUUGCCCCUCCUCCACAUUCUGCCUCGUUUCCCUCCGUCUCCGCUCCGCUCUCAGUGCUCGGACAUAGGCUGAAGGCGCAGAGCCGAGUCCCGCUUUUGAGGGAAAUUCGAGGAAAGUCAGACGUCAUAGACACCCUGAUAGACCAUUAAAAGAGAACCCCAUCCGAGACGACAGACGUUUCGCCGCUUCUGUGCAGUUGUGUUGUAAUUUAUAUAAAAUGGAUCCAGUGACUCAGUCCGCCCAGAUAUCGUCGUCGCAAGGCUUUGCCGAUGGACAAAAUUCUGCUCCCAAAGAAUCAAAGCUGUCUGAUUCCUUUCUUUCCUCUUCGCCUGUAUCUCUCAUUCAGUCUCCUCAAGACAAAAGAGUGGUUUUGGGAUCUGACAAGUCCUGCGAAGGUGUAGCGACAUCUCUUCGCUUUCCUUCCAAACCUGGUUCAUUUUCCCUCGGUAAUUAUGGAAGUGAAGCAGGACCACCGGAUUCACCACCGGAUUCACCAAUAAAGACAUCCCCUGUUUCUGAGCGAAUCAAGGCCCUGGAGGCUCUCGCUGCCAAGAAGCAGCAAUCUGAUUUUAGAAGCGAUGGAGGUUUCUCUCUUUUCAGGGACCGCCACCAUGAGAAGCCUCCUACUGACAGCUCAAAAUCCCCUAUUGAGAAUCAGAUGUCUCCAAAUGAAAAAAUUACACCAACUAUUCAGAAAAUGGGAGGUUCUUCUGAGCAGGAAUCACCAGGAUCCCCCUUUGAAGUUCUUGGAGAUUUGAGACAAGUAAAUGAGUUUGAAGAAACAGAAGAGUGGAUGAAGGCUCAUCUGCCACCUGUACCAGACUUAACUUCUGUAGAUUUAACUGAAGGCACCAACAGUGUUGAAUCAAAGGACAAGGGGACUCGGGUUGUUAUACCUACUUCCUUUACCAGUGUCCCUGAUGCUUUUAUGGAUUCUCCUGUGGAAGCUCCCUCAGUGAAAGAUGACUUUAGUAAUGCAAGGAAGCAACCAAACGUUGAGGAAGAGUUUGAUUUUAACUUUUUGCCAACAGCAUACAUGUGGGAUCAGCAGGACAAAUCGGAUGACCAGCCUCCUUCAAAUCUUGAUUCAGUGAUUGCAUCACCUCCUGCAGGCUUUGGCCCUUCAUGUCCAGAGGCAAAGCAGAAUGCUUCAGAUGAAGAGAAGGCCUCCCUGACACGAGAUCCAGAGCCAAGUGAAGCAGACAGCUCAGGAGAGUCUGAUGACACUGUUAUUGAAGACGAGGCGGGUGCUCCUACUUCUGCCCCCCAUCCAUCUUUUGAGCCACAACUUUCGAAAGAUCCCACCGCUACACCUGCACCUUCGAAUGUUCCUCCUGCAGAAAAGGAGACGCCUCCACCAAAGUCUGAGAGGAAAUUAAUGCAGGUUCCAACAAUCAAUGUUAUUGAGACGGAUGAACCAAAUUACAGUGAGGAGGAGAUGGAAAUGGAACCUGAAGCAGAAGAUGUGGAUUAUGAAAUUGAAAAUCCCCCAGCCAGCCAGAGCCCAGAAACCUCACAAUCACCUGAAGACACUAAAACCGAACUACCCAAAACGCGUCCCCUGGAAACUGAGUUCAUGGAAGGCUACUCGCCUCCAUCCUCACCUGUGGAUUCUGAUGCCGAGUACUCUCCCAAACGCAACGUCGUUGCAUCUUUUCCAGAAAUAGACAAUCAGGAAUCUGCAGCACAGUCGGAGACCCUACCCACACCUGCUCCAAAGGACACUGCAUCGGGCGUCUCCCAAGCACAAGCUGAUAAAUCACAGACUACUCCCAAAAAAAUGAAUGAAGAACCUUCCCAAUUCACACUCACAAAUGCAGAAGUGGACUUUCCAGACAAUGAUGAUGAGUGGUCAGACGAAGCUCAGGAGCACACACAGCCCAAAUUGUAUGACAAGAGUAAUAUGCCCACAAAAGAAACUUUCAUGCAGACUGUUCCUCUUUCUAAAACCACCUUUAUGCAGGAUGAUAUAUAUGACAGACAGUCAUUUGAUUAUGAUUAUGAUGCAUCUUCUCCCAUGGACGACAUUGACCAUAAAGAGCUGAGCAAUGCUAAGGAGCGGUUUCUUUCUGAUCCUUCCCCAACUGACCCUGAAACGCUGAAUGCAUGCUCUGCACAAACUGACGUUACAGAGAACAGGCAAAGUUUGGGUGAUAUCGCUUCACUGAAAGAUGAAUCUUCCCCAGAGCAAGCUGAUCAGCCAUCUCUACGAGAAUAUCCCCCAAAUCCUUACUCCUCUUUCCAAAGCGAGGCACAAAGCAGCUUCAAUGAGCAAGAAUCCGAUCAGAAAAUGAGCAAUGACGUUGUUGCAGAUGGUGCACAGAAUGAGAGCUCCAUUUCCGAACCUACAGACAGUUUUGUGGAAUUCAUGCGGGAAUGCCUCAAAUCGAGGCAAGAUGAAGAAGAUCCCGACAGCGUGCAUCAAGAUGUUCAUGGAAAGAGCGAGCUCAACAAAACCAGUUUGCAUCCUUCCCAGUUACCUCCAACCGUGGUGAUGGACCUUGAACAAGAACAACUUACUAUCAGUGCUCUCAAAGAGCUUUGCAGCAGUCAGGAGGAGGCGGCUUCAGACCGAGACCAAACUGACCUCAGCGCUGCAUCUCUACAGCAGUCUUCCUUAGCAUCAGUAACUAAUCCUCCCUGUUCCCAGCACAACCGUGCUUAUGACAGCAAAUAUUCCAAAGAGGUAGAAGCUAUCGAUGAAUUGGUGGCCGAGGCCUAUCAUCUUGCUGAGCAUGUCUUGACAGCAAUACUAACCCACUUAUCAGCUAAGGAUCUGAUUCACUGGCGAGACCCCAAGAAGUCGGGCGUGGCGUUCGGCCUGUCCUUGCUGAUGCUGCUGUCGCUCGCAGCCUUCAGCAUCAUCAGCGUGGUCUCCUACCUGCUGCUGGCUCUGCUCUGCGUCACCAUCACCUUCCGCAUCUACAAGUCUGUGGUCCAGGCUGUGCAGAAGUCCAACGAGGGACACCCGUUCAAAGCACUGAUAGAUAAGGAUGUCAGCAUCGCUCCAGAGACUUUCCGCAAACACGUGGAUGCAAGUCUGACCUACAUCAACCGAGCUCUGAAGCAGAUGAGCCACCUUUUCUUGGUUGAAGACCUUGUGGACUCCCUAAAGCUGGCUGUGGUCAUGUGGCUGCUGACCUACGUAGGAGCCGUCUUUAAUGGAAUCACCAUCCUCAUCCUAGCCGACAUCCUGCUCUUCACGGUGCCCCCCAUCUACGAGAAGAACAAGACUCAGAUUGAUCAGUAUAUCGACCUGGCACGUACUCAAGUCAACAAUACUAUCGCCAAGCUACAAGAGAAACUCCCAGGAGCUAUGAAGCGCAGCAAAACUGAAUGAUCUCCCCAAACCAAGCACCACGUCCCAUCAUCUUCAUGUUCAUCACCAUAUCUUCCCUCCCUAUCCCAGUCUCCGGUUAUUCCGACUCCCUGGUCUAACUCCUCCCCACACCGUCCACCAUCAGCACCCUACUACACUGAAAAUUUCUAGAUAGAAAAUCUCUGAGCUACUCAAUAAUCAACUACUGUGCAGCUUAACUUGCAAGCAUUAGAAAAGAACUGUGCCUGUGCAGACAGGAAGCACAUAGCAAGCGAGGAAGUGGCGUAACGGCACGACGUACCCCGCCUGGCUGUGGACAUGCCGCAGGGGAACGGAGACGGGAUCGAGUGAACUAGACUGAAUCUAUGACCUGGUUUUGUCUCGUGCAGCAGCAGAGGGUGUACGAUGGCAGCUGAUGUCACAAAAUAGCAAAUGUCUGUACUCAACCCGCAUGUUUGCCUGAAGGUAAAUGGCAACAUUGUCUCCAAGUAAAAAAUCAGCAUCCUUUUGGGUGGUAACAAGUUUCCAUUCACCGUACAGACACUUGUCUAUGUAAGUAGUUUCUGAAAUGCACUGAACUUUAUUUUUUCAUGAGCAGGUUGAAAUAAAAAGGAUGGGAACUUUGAGCCAGCUGUGAUAAUUUGGUCUAGUUCACCUUCUUUUGAUCAGAUGUAGGUUUGUGUGUACACCUUAGAGCACGUCCGCACUGACGGAGCACGUUAGCCUCACGUUUUAAAGGAACGUUCCCGUACUCCCUUUCAAGCCACCAAGUGUUGAGUUCUCACAUUCACUUGUAAAUUUUGAUUCUUCUUAUCACUAUUAUUACUGCUAUUGGUAUUAAUUACACAUUAGCUGCUUGAACCUGCUUACUAGCUUGACAGUAGCAUUGUAAGAGUUAUGUUAAGUGUUUUUGAGCUUCAUAAGUUUAGCGUGGAGGUCUGUCAGAAGCCUCUCGAGACAUGGAUUCCUGAUUAUGAACUAGGUUAAGCAGCAUACACUCGGAGCUGUGCCACAACCCUUAAAUCUAACGUCCCCGUCUAACUUUGCAGACGAUUGUUUUGUUGAGUUUCAAAGUGUCAAAUGUUUGAAUCUUCCAGCAUUGUUAUGUGUUUUAGUUUGUAACUCGACUUUAUUAAAUGUAAUGUCUAUUAAACAGUUGCUUUAGCUUUGGUGCAUUUGAAAAAUGUCUUAUUAAUAUUGUUUGGAAAAUCUCACUCGUGCGAGCGUUGUUUAGAGCGUAGGUGUGGGUUUGUACAAACAGGCGAGUGCGUUUUGAAUGUAGUGUUGCUGGAGGAGAUGGGGCGGGUCAUUACAGAGCUCUGUGUGACUGCCGUGAAGCGCAGGUGUAAGCUGGAGUCUUUCUAUAGGCUGUAUCAUAUUCUUGAUCCUGACUUUGGUUUAAUAUGAAUACUUGUGAUUGUUAUUAUGGUGUUUUUGAUCUCCUGUGUCGGCACUACUGCUUAAUCUCCGUAUUAAUUUAAGGGAUAAUAUGUGGAUGGAAAUGAAAUGAGACAUAGUGUGUGUUAGUGUUGCUUCGUCGUGCCAGUCUGCUCAUCUCCUGAACGUACCGAAUGGCCGGCGGCGAGAGGCGGUCCUGCGUGACCGCUGCUGUUCCCGCCCCUGCUCCCAUGCAUGUCCUCUGUGUGUUGACUCCUUGUGCAUGCGCCGGUGUCUUGUUCGCACUCUGGGCGAGCGAGACAUCCACACGUGUAACUUCCUGUUAGCCCGUCGGCCCGGGUCAGCUGCCCUCGUGCUGCUGAGCUGUGCCGACCAGCCUGUGUCCAGCUGCUCCGGGUGCAGAGGGCACGGCAUGUGUUUGAGCUAAUCACACUUUAGAUCUCACAUAGAUACUGUUGUUAUGCACCCUCUUUAUUUGAAUGUGAAGAAGUUGCAUAUUGAAGCUUAUUUUAAAGUUGUCUUGUCAUUCAGAUUAGAUUUAUUAGAUGUUAGAUUUCUGCAUUAAAAAGAAAUGUUUUAGUUCUAUUUCACAUCUGCUUAUUAAUGAAAAUGAAGCAUUUGCUACUUUUUAAGGAAACAUUUGUAACUUUUAUUUUGUCAGUAUCUUUGAUUCCCCCAUUUUUAUUUAGCUUUUCUGGAUAGCUCAUCCUGACCCUUUAAUAUUCAUCCAGCUGACCUCAGGCUGUCAGUCAUCCCACGAGUAUUGCUAUGAAACAAGGAGAACUAGCUUCCAGAUGCACAACACCUUUUGAGUGUUACGUACGACUCACGAUCUGACCAGAGUGUGUCUGACUUUGAUGUUUUGGUUUCUUGUCAAUGGCUUUCUGCUUUACUGAUAUCUAGGUGUUGUUCACUAACAUCAGCUGUUCUGUAUUGGCUGACUUUGGUUCCAGUUUUUGAAGCUUUGGGAAGGCUGGUGUGGAGGGAAGGACAAAAAGCAUAUGUGUCUCUGUACUGAUGUCAAAGUGAAAUGAAUAAAAACACCUGAAAGGUC